Danaus chrysippus (African queen) is the source of this 1815-nucleotide messenger RNA. The record is from the annotation of a GenBank genome assembly. NCBI's taxonomy places the organism in Eukaryota, Metazoa, Arthropoda, Insecta, Lepidoptera, Nymphalidae.
AUGGAAACGAGUCUCGAGUAUGAAGAUUUGUUGAUUAAAUUAAGAGCCAAACUCAAUGAAAACAAGAUCAAAUUGUGGGAACCGCCUUACAUUUCCGAAACUGAGGAGUACUCUCAAAGCCUUAAAGAACUCGCUAAAAAGUAUUCUGAAGAACUUAAACAUGAAGAAAAUAUAAUAAUCCAAGCUCUUUUUGAACUCCAAUUGCAUUCAAUAGAAAGGUCAAAAGCUAACAAUGAAUUUAAGCAAACUGGUUAUGCCACACUCAGGGUUAAAGCCACAGUACAGGGAGAAAAACCUAGAAUGUUAAAGAUCAUGAAGCAGCUUGAUGUAUCUGGUGAAGAAUUAAUUGAAGCCGUCGCAAACUUGCUCGAAGUUGCCAAAAAUAGAGUCAAACUUAUAUAUAACGGCAAAUUAAUAAGACCGAAUCCUAAACUUGAAGAACAAGGAAUCAAAAACGGUGUACAGAUUAUGGCAUUGGUUAUGGCAGAAGCUCCAGAGCAAAUUAAGAAGGAUGAUAAAAUUUAUCGUGAGAUGAAAUCCACAUUAGAUGAUGCUACAUUACUGUCAGAGUAUGUAGAUGAUCUAGCUGAGGAUGAAGAGUAUAUGAAGCUUGAAGAUCAAUCUGGUAAGACUAUUAAACUGCCGCCGGCUGAGAGAAGGUCUUUACUGAUAGGGUUGGCGCUUCACGAGCGGGGACGGGCCGCUGCUAGGAAACAAGACUAUUCACUGGCGUUGGUGCUGUUCUUAGAGGCUGAUAGACAGUUUAGUGAAUGCAGAUCUUCAAUCCUACAGAGUGUUGACAACAUCGCUGUGUUACAACUGGACAUAUCCUGGUGUUAUCUUUGUCUUCGUAGUCUUGCAUCGGCGGGUGACGCGGCCGCUCGCCUCGCUCGCGCAGAAAACGCCUUCAGACUCUCAUAUGGCGAAGAUCAUCAACGAUUGAUAGCUCUCAAAGGAACCAAUGCAAACGAGAGAGUGCUUUUCAUGCGUCUCUACCUGCUACAAGGGAUUGUGGCGUAUCAUCAGAACAAACGUGAUGAUGCCAGGGUACUGUUGGAGAAAGCUGAAAACGAACUCAGAUUUAUUAAGGUUGAUGAAGCCUCAGUAGAAGCGCUAACAGAGCUAGGCUGGUCACGUGGUCAGGCUCGGACAGGACUACGGGCGGCUGGAGGUGAUCUGGACCGAGCACAUCACUAUCUGGAGGAGAAACGAGCGGAGAGAGAGGCGGAGAGAGAGAAACAUAGAGUGGAAAGACUCCAGGCGCAACUUGGUCAAUGUCUGGAUGGUUCGUCAGUGAAUCCCCAACUAGUACAAGCUUUACAAGCCAUGGGUUAUACAAGACGGAUGGCGCUGUUGGCUCUAAGGAACUCCAAUAAUAGUGUAGCUGAUGCUGUAAGGCUCAUACAAGAACAUCCUGAGAUGUUAGUGGAGAGUGACUCAGACGCUACAGCGAGCUCGGAUGAUUCAUUGCCUGAACCGGACAACAAAUUGGUCGCUGAGUUGGAAUCAAUGGGCUACCCUAUAUCUGAAGCCCGCAGCGCCCUCCGUCUGUCUCGGAACAACGUGCAACGAGCUGUGGAAAUACUGCACCAAGGAUGUGAACACUCGUGUGAACCAGGUUCUUCAAACCCAUCAACAAGUGCCGGUGUCACACGAAAGAAGCAAAAAAAGGCAUCGAAAUUAAAAAAGAAGAAAGACCGUGAGAGUGCCUUACACCGCCUGCAAAAUACAAUACGCUCCGAAGAUGAUGAGUACUUAAGCGGAGCCCUAAAUGAGGAAGAAGCCCUAUUAGGAACUUACCGAGCACUUCUAUGA